GCCAAGGAGGGCUUUAUUCGUCUGAGUAGUUGUCAGUCAUAACCAAAGCCAUAAGCAAUUUGCUCGGGACUACCUAUAGACCUCGCCCACUAUAAGCCCCUUUCUUUCCUUCGCUUCCUCUUUCAGAGAAUGUCCGGAUUGCUAUUGGACUUUGGAGCGCAUGGCUCCAAAGCAACUCAUUGGCUAGAACUUGACGGAAAAUGGUGGUUAGGUAAAACGCGCCUGCGCAGCACGCGGCGGGACGGGGGUUGGCCAAUCCUGUGAGGGUUGAACCGUCUCUUGUUCCACCUCUUCACCCCAUCUUGUCGCCAUGGUGACUGCUCUACAAUUGGCGAGGCUUGCACUUCAAAGUCCUAGGCUCGCUUCAUCCGGGUCCUUCAGCUGUGGACUUUCUGCUGAUUGGGCCUUUUCCUUUUCCCCUGAUUGGCCGACCUCGGGAAAGACGGCGAAGAGCUAGGAAAAGAGGGAAAACACUAGGGUCGCAGGGUUCAAAAUGGCUCCAACCUCCUUUGGUGACGUAGAGAGCAGAACUUGGGUCUGCCCCUCCCUUUUAGUUAAGGGAGCAGAACUGGGAUUAGCCCGACGUUUGGAUAGUGCGAACAUCGAUCUGCGGCGCUGGUGUUAACCCAACUCAUUCGGCUGGACGACUCAGCCCUCCCCGCAUUAGGUGAUUUACAGAGCAAAACUGAACUAAAGGCCCACCCCUUUCUUAACGUUGUACACAGAGUAGAACAGGAUUGACUUCAACUCCGUUUUAAAUCUUCAGAGCAGGAAAGCUCUGGGCUCAACCCCUUUGUGAGUGGUGCAAAAGGGGCAAAGCCCGCCCCUUUUAAGGAGACCCGCGGAGGUUAGACCCGCCCUUUCCUCCUUAUAAUUUGCCCAUCAGAAAUAGGGUCUUCUUCCCGGGUUGGACCCCGGGGAGUUUGGGCUUCUCCUACAAUCACUGACCCUCACUGUGACCAAAGGAGCAGAAUUAGGUAACAGUCCUCCCACUACCAGUCCUCUUCCCGAGGGCAUGUAAACUCAUGCAGGGUAAAGGUGUGGCUAGAGGUGGGACAUUGAUAAAAGAUCCCAUGUGACUCAAGAGUAAGGAAAGAUGAGAAGUUAGCAGUUGCGUAAAGAAGGACUGGGGCAGAUGAGGAUUCAGGAAACUUGAGGUUUAGGAAGGAAGAUAUUGCGAGGGAAAGAUGGAAAUGAAGGAGAGUGAAGUGAUGGAAUGAUCCUAGUAAAGGGAUAAUGGGAGUGGAGGAAGAGAAGAGGGGGUGGAAAACUAGAUACAUGGCUACCAAAUUAAGGAGGCACCCUCAUUGCAGAGGAAUCGGCAUUCUUCCUCACUUUUUGUUUUUCUAGAAAGCACCCCUGAAGCCAAAUUUCCAUUGGAAGAAAAGAUGUACCCAUAUUGUAUGUUGUGAGAAGGGGUUGUCUCAGCUUGGGCAAGUAAGGAGACUGAUAGGAAGGAAGUAGGAAAGAAAAAGUACAGAGGUAAAAGAGCAUGGAAAAGGAAAGGGUCAGGGAUAAGGCCAAAGAGAUCUCUUCUCUUUAAAGGCUAGAGAAGGCAGGUGGAGGGGGGAACUGGACUGCUGGGAGAUAGUGAGGGACAAAGGGCAAAGGAAACCGGACCAGAGGACUGGAGAGUGAGAUGGAGUGAGAUGAAGUCCUGGAGAGAAAAAGAAGAGAGGUGAACUUAAUGCUUGUCAUAUGGUGGCCAGAAUGGAUUUGUGGCCAGGGGCAUGGAUGCUGCUGCUGCUGCUCUUCCUGCUGCUGCUCUUCCUGCUGCCCACCCUGUGGUUCUGCAGCCCCAGUGCCAAGUACUUCUUCAAGAUGGCCUUCUACAAUGGCUGGAUCCUCUUCCUGGCUGUGCUUGCCAUCCCUGUGUGUGCCGUGCGAGGACGCAACGUCGAGAACAUGAAGAUCUUGCGUCUAAUGCUGCUCCACAUCAAAUACCUGUACGGGAUCCGAGUGGAGGUGCGAGGGGCUCACCACUUCCCUCCCUCGCAGCCCUAUGUUGUUGUCUCCAACCACCAGAGCUCUCUCGAUCUGCUUGGGAUGAUGGAAGUACUGCCAGGCCGCUGUGUGCCCAUUGCCAAGCGCGAGCUACUGUGGGCUGGCUCUGCCGGGCUGGCCUGCUGGCUGGCAGGAGUCAUCUUCAUCGACCGGAAGCGCACGGGGGAUGCCAUCAGUGUCAUGUCUGAGGUCGCCCAGACCCUGCUCACCCAGGACGUGAGGGUCUGGGUGUUUCCUGAGGGAACGAGAAACCACAAUGGCUCCAUGCUGCCCUUCAAACGUGGCGCCUUCCAUCUUGCAGUGCAGGCCCAGGUUCCCAUUGUCCCCAUAGUCAUGUCCUCCUACCAAGACUUCUACUGCAAGAAGGAGCGUCGCUUCACCUCGGGACAAUGUCAGGUGCGGGUGCUGCCCCCAGUGCCCACGGAAGGGCUGACACCAGAUGACGUCCCAUCUCUGGCUGACAGAGUCCGGCACUCCAUGCUCACUGUUUUCCGGGAAAUCUCCACUGAUGGCCGGGGUGGUGGUGACUAUCUGAAGAAGCCUGGGGGGGGUGGGUGAACCCUGGCUCUGAGCUCUCCUCCCAUCUGUCCCCAUCUUCCUCCCCACACCUACCCACCCAGUGGGCCCUGAAGCAGGGCCAAACCCUCUUCCUUGUCUCCCCUCUCCCCACUUAUUCUCCUCUUUGGAAUCUUCAACUUCUGAAGUGAAUGUGGAUACAGCGCCACUCCUGCCCCCUCUUGGCCCCAUCCAUGGACUCUUGCCUCGGUGCAGUCUCCACUCUUGACCCCCACCUCCUACUGUCUUAUCUGUGGGACAGUUGCCUCCCCCUCAUCUCCAGUGACUCAGCCUACACAAGGGUGGGGAACAUUCCAUCCCCAGUGGAGUCUUCCUGUGUGGUCUUCUCUACCCCUUUACCCCACAUUGGCCAGUGGACUCAUCCAUUCUUUGGAACAAAUUCCCCCUACUCCAAAGUCCAUGGAUUCAAUGGACUCAUCCAUUUGUGAGGAGGACUUCUCGCCCUCUGGCUGGAAGUUGAUACCUGAAGCACUCCCAGGCUCACCCUGGGAGCUUUCCUCAGCAUCUUCACCUUCCCUCCCAGUGUAGCCUCCCGUCAGUGGGGGCUGGACCCUUCUAAUUCAGAGGUCUCAUGCCUGCCCUUGCCCAGAUGCCCAGGGUCGUGCACUCUCUGGGAUACCAGUUCAGUCUCCACAUUUCUGGUUUUCUGUCCCCAUGGUACAGUUCUUCAGUGGACAUGACCCCACCCAGCCCCCUGCAGCCCUGCUGCACCAUCUCACCAGACACAAGGGGAAGAAGCAGACAUCAGGUGCUGCACUCACUUCUGCCCCCUGGGGAGUUGGGGAAAGGAACGAACCCUGGCUGGAGGGGAUAGGAGGGCUUUUAAUUUAUUUCUUUUUCUGUUGAGGCUUCCCCCUCUCUGAGCCAGUUUUCAUUUCUUCCUGGUGGCAUUAGCCACUCCCUGCCUCUCACUCCAGACCUGUUCCCACAACUGGGGAGGUAGGCUGGGAGCAAAAGGAGAGGGUGGGACCCAGUUUUGCGUGGUUAGUUUUUAUUAAUUACUGGAUAACAGCAAAAAACUGAAAAUAAAGAGAGAGAGAGA
Messenger RNA from Pongo pygmaeus (Bornean orangutan), 3622 nucleotides. RefSeq names its product 1-acylglycerol-3-phosphate O-acyltransferase 1 (gene AGPAT1). NCBI's taxonomy places the organism in Eukaryota, Metazoa, Chordata, Mammalia, Primates, Hominidae. The coding region runs from base 1699 to 2562 and encodes 287 amino acids. The record is from RefSeq and is a predicted model, not a curated record. Gene Ontology annotation, molecular function: 1-acylglycerol-3-phosphate O-acyltransferase activity. Gene Ontology annotation, cellular component: membrane; endoplasmic reticulum. The transcript is spliced from 7 exons. Gene Ontology annotation, biological process: phosphatidic acid biosynthetic process.